AUGCAGACCUCCACCUUGGUCAUCGCCUCCGCCGGCACGGUCUUGACCGGCCUGUUGGCCUAUGCCGUGUACUUCGAUCACAAGAGACAGACCGACCCCGAGUUCCGCAAAUCGUUGAAGAAGAACAACCGACGAAUGGCGAGAGCCGUGAAGGAAGAGGCGGAGGCCCAGGGCGCGAUGGAACGGGAAACCAUCAAGCAGGCCGUUCAGCAGGCCAAGGAUGAGGGCUUCCCGGCCGACCUGGAAGAGAAGGAGGCUUACUUCAUGUCCCAAGUCUCCAAGGGAGAGUCUCUCUGUGCCGAAGACAAAAUUGAGGCCGCCCUGGCCUUCUACAAGGCCUUGAAGGUGUACCCCCAGCCCAAGGACCUCAUCUCGAUAUAUGACAAGACCGUCCCCAAGGAGGUGCUGGAGAUCCUGGCCGAGAUGGUCGCCAUGGACGCCGGUCUGAAGCUCGGCUCGUUCACUGGCGAGGGUGGCAGUGCUGAAAGCCACGGAGUCGAGUAA
Messenger RNA from Aspergillus melleus, 504 nucleotides. RefSeq names its product TOM complex receptor protein TOM20 (gene TOM20). The transcript has 3 exons. The record is from RefSeq and is a predicted model, not a curated record. Lineage: Eukaryota; Fungi; Ascomycota; Eurotiomycetes; Eurotiales; Aspergillaceae. Gene Ontology annotation, cellular component: mitochondrial outer membrane translocase complex; mitochondrial outer membrane. Gene Ontology annotation, biological process: tRNA import into mitochondrion; protein targeting; protein import into mitochondrial matrix. Gene Ontology annotation, molecular function: transmembrane protein transporter activity. The coding region runs from base 1 to 504 and encodes 167 amino acids.